This is a messenger RNA of Choloepus didactylus (southern two-toed sloth), 11888 nucleotides long. It is a transcript of the gene FREM2, whose product is annotated as FRAS1 related extracellular matrix 2. Gene Ontology annotation, biological process: cell communication. The record is from RefSeq and is a predicted model, not a curated record. Gene Ontology annotation, cellular component: membrane. The coding region runs from base 434 to 9928 and encodes 3164 amino acids. Lineage: Eukaryota; Metazoa; Chordata; Mammalia; Pilosa; Megalonychidae. The transcript is spliced from 24 exons.
CCCGCCCCUGCCCACCCCGCAUGCUCCCCGCCUCGGUCCCGGAGCUGAUUGGCAGGAAGCGCGACCCAACCGUGGACUCGGGGCCUCCUCCUGGGACCAACGAUUGGCCUCCGGGGAGGCUGGAGUCGGGGGGCGCGAGGGAGCCUCGGCCGCAGAGCGCAGGGUCCGCGACCUGGGAAGGCUAGUGGGCGGCUCGACUCGCAGCCACCGGCACGAGCGGCGGAGCCCACGGGCCGGGAGGGCUGCACCUGCUCGGCCGCAGCUCCAGGCCGGCCCGCGCCGCUGCCCAUCCUUCUGGCCAGUCCCAGCUCCCGGGGGAACCGCGGGCUCCCGGCGGAGUCGCUGGCCCUUCCCGGGGCUGUCUUCGGCUCCUGGCGCGCGGACCGGCCGUGCACGCGCCCGGUUGACGGGUCUCAGUCCUCCCACCUGACCCAUGUCCGCAGCCGGGACCUCCGGAAACGCCGCCCGCGCUCGCCGGGCCGCCAACCCCGCCAACCCGCAGCCAAUGCCUUUGUCGCCGCCCCGGUGGCUGCUGCUGCUGCUGCUUCUGUCACCGGUAAGCCGCGUCCCAGCACAGCCUGCUGUCCCCGGCCUGCCCUUGCUGUCCCCCGGGCUUGCGGGGACUGCAGGGGGCCCCUCCGAGGACGCCGUGGUGCUGGCGAACCGCGGGCUCCGGGUGCCCUUCGGCCGUGAGGUCUGGCUGGAUCCGCUGCGCGACCUGGUGCUGCAGGUGCAGCCGGGGGACCGCUGCACGGUCACUGUGCUGGACAACGACGCGCUGGCCCAGCGGCCCGGCCGCCUGCGUCCCCAGCGCUUCCCCUGCGACUUCGGCCCUGGCGAGGUGCGCUACUCGCACCUGGGCGCGCGCAGCCCCUCGCGGGACCGCGUCCGGCUGCAGCUGCGCUACGACGCGCCCGCGGGGACCGUGGUGCUGCCCCUGGUGCUGGAGGUGGAGGUGGCCUUCACCCAGCUGGAGGUCGUGAUUCGCAACUUGCCCCUUGUCGUGGAGGAGUUGCUGGGAACCAGCAGCGCCCUGGACGGGCGGAGCCUGGAGUUCGCCUACCAGCCCGAGGCCGAGGAGUGCCGCGUGGGCAUACUGUCCAGCGUGCGCGCACUGCCGCGCUACGGGGAACUCCUGCACUACCCGCAGGUUCCCGGGCCAGCCGGCGAGGGUCCCGCCCCGGAGCCGCUCCUGAUGGACUGCAAAGCUUUCCUGGAGCUGGGCGUGCGCUACCGCCACACAGCCCGCAGCCGCUCCCCAAACCGGGAUUGGGUGCCCAUGGUGGUGGAGGUGCACCCCCGAGGGGCUCCUGUGGGCAGCCCUGCCUUGAAGCGCGAGCACUUCCAGGUGCUGGUGAGGAUCCGGGGAGGGACGGAGAACACGGCCCCCAAGCCCAGUUUCGUGGCCAUGAUGAUGAUGGAGGUGGCCCAGUUUGUGCUGACGGCCCUGACCCCGGACAUGCUGGCGGCUGAGGAUGCUGAGUCCGCCCCCGACCUGCUGGUCUUCAACCUCACCUCCCCGUUCCAGCCCGGCCAGGGCUGCCUGGUGAGCACCGACGACCGCAGCCUGCCCCUGUCCUCCUUCACGCAGAAGGACCUGCGCCUGCUGAAGAUCGCCUACCAGCCGCCCGCCGAGGACUCUGACCAGGAGCGCCUCUUUGAACUGGAGCUGGAGGUCGUGGACCCCGAAGGGGCAGCCUCAGACCCUUUUGCUUUCAUGGUGGUGGUGAAGCCCAUGAACACGCUGGCCCCAGUGGUCACCCGGAACACUGGCCUCGUUCUCUACGAGGGCCAGUCGCGGCCCCUCUCGGGCCCUGCGGGCAGCACCUCUCAGAGCCUGGUGAUCAGUGACGAGGACGAUCUGGAGGCCGUGAGGCUGGAGGUGGUGGCUGGGCUCCGGCAUGGCCACCUGCUCCUUCUGGGCACCCCCGAUGGCCCCUCGGCCCCCAAGACCUUCACGGCGGCCCAGCUGGCGGCCGGCCAGGUUGUGUACCAGCACGACGCCCGAGACGGCUCGCUGAGUGACAACCUGGUGCUGCGCAUGGUGGACGGAGGGGGCAGGCACCAGGUGCAGUUCCUGCUUCCCAUCACCCUGGUGCCCGUGGAUGACCAGCCGCCCGUGCUCAAUGCCAACACGGGGCUGGCCAUGGCGGAGGGCGAGACGGCACCCAUCCUGCCCCCGGCUCUGAGUGCAGCUGACGUGGACUCGGACGACGCCCUGCUCCUCUUUGUGCUGGAGCCACCCUACUCGGCUGCGGGGCACCUGCUUCUCCGCCAGACGCAGCCUCCCCGCGAGGAGGAGGAGCUUGGGAGCACCCCUUGGAGGAAGCAGGGGGCCUUCUACGAGCGCACGGUGACAGAGUGGCAGCAGCGAGACAUAGCCGAGGGGAGGCUGUUCUACAGGCACUUGGGGUCCCACAGCCCCGGGCCUGUCACAGACCAGUUCACGUUCCGCGUCCAGGACGACCAUGACCCCCCCAAUCGGUCUGGACCACAGAGGUUUGUGAUCCGCGUUCACCCGGUGGACCGCCUCCCUCCCGAGCCGGGCAGCGGCUGCCCCCUCCGGAUGGUGGUGCGGGAAUCCCAGCUCACCCCGCUGAGGAGGAAGUGGCUGCGCUACACCGACCUGGACACAGAGGACCGGGAGCUGCGCUACACGGUGACCCAGCCCCCCGUGGACACCGACGAGAACCACCCGCCCGCCCCCCUGGGUGCCUUGGUCCUGGCCGACAACCCUUCCGUCGUGGUUACCCACUUCACCCAAGCCCAGGUCAACCACCAUAAAAUCGCGUACCAGCCUCCGGAUGAAGAGCUGGGCGUGGCUUCCCGCGUGGCCCAGUUCCGGUUCCGGGUGGAGGACCGUGCGGGGAACACGGCUCCGGGCACCUUCACUCUUUACCUGCAGCCAGUGGACAACCAGCCCCCCGAGAUCCUCAACACGGGCUUCACCGUUGGGGAGAAGGGCCAGCACACCCUGAGCGAGACAGAGCUGCACGCCACAGAUGUGGACACCGACGCGGGCCACAUCUCCUUCACGCUCAUCCAGGCCCCGCAGCAUGGCCACUUGCGCGUGUCCGGACAGAGGCUGCAUGUCGGGGGCCUCUUCCGCCUGGAGGACAUUCGGCAGGGCCGGGUUUCCUAUGCCCACAGUGGGGGCAUGUCCCGGACGGACAGCUGCUCUCUGGAGGUCAGCGACACCCACCACGUGGUGCCCAUCACGCUCAGGGUGAGUGUCCGGCCGGCGGACGACGAGGGCCCCAGGCUGCAGCUUCCUGCCGGCACACUGGGGUCCUAUCUCGAUGUCUUGGAAAACGGAGCUACCGAAAUCACAGCCGGUGUCCUCAGGGGGCCUGAUGAGGGCUCUGAUGAUUUGAUGCUGACUUUCGUCCUGGAAGAUGCCCCCUCGCACGGGGAAAUCCUGGUCAGCGGAGUCCCCGCGGUGCAGUUUACCCAGAAGGACGUCCUGCAGGGCUCCGUCGUCUACGCCCACACGAGCGGCGAGAUCGGCCUGCUGCCCGUGAGGGACGCCUUCAACCUGAGUCUCUCGGAGAUGUCUCAGGAGUGGAGACUGGGUGGCAGGGCUGUCCAGAGUGUUACCGUGUGGGUGACCAUCCUUCCUGUCAACAGCCAGGCUCCGGAAGUUUCUGUGGGUGAGCCGUUCACGGUCCUGGAAGGUGAAAAGGGUGUUAUAACCUCAGCACAUCUAAGUGCUGAAGACGUGGACUCCCCGACCGGCGACAUCCUGUGCAUCAUCGUCACUCAGCCGGCCUCGGGCUACGUGGAGAACGUUUCCCCAGCCCCCGGCUCUGAGAAAUCGAGGGCGGGGAUUGCGGUCAGUGCCCUCAGCCUCAAGGACCUCAGGCAGGGCCACGUCCACUACGUGCAGAGUGUCCACAGGGGGGUAGAGCCCGUGGAAGACCGCUUCGUGUUCCGCUGCUCCGACGGUGUCCACUUCUCCGAAAGGCAUUUCUUCCCCAUUGUCAUCGUUCCCACCAACGACGAGCAGCCGGCGAUGUUCCUGAGGGAGUUUGUGGUGAUGGAGGGCAGGAGCCUGGUGAUCGACACCCCCAUCCUCAACGCCGCCGAUGCCGACGUCCCCCCGGACGACCUGACCUUCACCAUCACCCGGUUCCCCAGCCACGGCCACGUCCUGCAGCAGCUGAUCAACGGCACGGCGCUGGUGGGGAGCUUCACCUGGGACCAGAUCGUGGAGAGCUCCAGCAUCAUCUACGAGCACGACGACUCGGAGAUGCGGGAAGACAGCUUUGCGAUCAGGCUGACGGAUGGCAAGCACUCCGUGGAGAAGGUGGUGCCCAUUGUGGUCAUCCCCGUGGACGACGAGACCCCCCGAAUGACCAUCAAUAACGGACUAGAAAUAGAAAUUGGGGAAACCAAAACUGUCAACAGCAGAGUGUUAAUGGCAACCGACUUGGAUUCUGAAGACAAAUCGUUGGUCUACAUUGUCCGUUAUGGGCCGAGCCAUGGCUUAUUGCAGAGACAAACGCCCACAGGUGCCAUGGAAAAUAUCACACUGGGCAGGAAUUUUACCCAGGAUGAAGUGGACAGAAACCUGAUUCAGUACGUCCAUCUGGGGAGAGAGGGCGCCCGGGACCUAAUCAAAUUUGACGUGACCGAUGGGAUCAAUGCCCUCAUUGAUCGCUACUUUUAUGUGUCCAUUGAUGGUGUAGACACAGUCUUCCCGGAUGUGGUGAGUAAGGGGGUGUCCUUGAAGGAAGGUGGCAAAGCUACCCUCACGACAGACCUCCUAAGCACGAGCGACUUGAACAGUCCUGAUGAAAACCUGGUCUUCACCAUCACCAGGAAUCCCGCGAGGGGUCACCUUGAGUGCACCGACAGAGCUGGGGUGGCCAUCACAUCCUUCACGCAGCUCCAACUCGCAGGCAGCAAGAUCUACUACAUCCACACAGCGGACGACGAGGUGAAGAUGGACAGUUUCGAGUUUCAAGUCACCGACGGGCGGAAUCCUGUCUUCCGGACGUUCCGUAUCUCCAUCAGCGACGUGGACAACAAAAAGCCAGUGGUCACCAUCCACAGCCUGGUGGUCAGCGAGAGUGAAAACAAGCUGAUCACACCCUUCGAGCUCUCUGUGGAAGACAGGGACACCCCCGAUGAGCUCCUGACGUUCACUGUCACCCGGGCGCCUGUCCGUGGCCACCUCCUGUUCAACAAUUCCAGACCCGUCACGGCCUUCACCAAGCAGGACUUGAACAACAACCUGAUCAGCUACAGGCACGACGGCAGCGUGUCGAGUGAGGACAGCUUCUCCUUCACAGUGACCGAUGGCACCCACGCGGACUUCUACGUCUUCCCCGACACGGUGUUGGAAACGAGGCGCCCGCAGGUGAUGAAGAUCCGGGUCCUGGCCGUGGACAGCAGGGCCCCCCAAGUCGCGGUGAACAGAGGAGCCUCCUGGCUCCGCACGCUACCCACCGGCCACUUGGGGUUCGUGAUCACCAGCAAAGCCUUGAGGGUGGAGGACGGGGACAGCCUCUCCUCCCCCAGGUUCACCGUGACAGCGCCGCCUCGCCACGGACACCUCCUCAACCUGGGCGAAGGCAACCACAGCGUCACGCAGUUCACCCAGGCUGACAUUGAUGACAUGAAAAUAUGCUAUGUCUUAAGAGAAGGGGCGAAUGCUACGAGUGAUGGGUUCCACUUCACAGUAGAAGACAGUGGUGGAAACAAGUUAACCAACCAGCAAUUUCAUCUGAAUUGGGCCUGGAUCUCCUUUGAAAAGGAAUAUUACCUGGUCAACGAGGACUCCAAAUUUCUAGACAUUGUCCUUAAACGGCGAGGAUACUUGGGAGAAACUUCAUUUAUAAGCAUCGGCACGAGAGACGGGACUGCGGAGAGGGACAAGGACUUCCGGGGGAAGGCCCAGAGGCAGGUGCAGUUCAACCCGGGCCAGAGCAGGGCCACGUGGCGGGUGCGCAUCGUGGACGACGGCGCCUUCGAGCGCUCCGAGAGCUUCCAGGUGCUGCUGUGGGAGCCCGUGCUGGCCGCCCUGGAGGCCCCCGCCGCGGCCACGGUGGAGAUCGUGGACCCCGGAGACGAAUCAACCGUGUUCAUCCCGCAGUCCGUGUUCUCCGUUGAAGAAGAUGUUGGCGAGCUGCUCGUGCCCGUCAGGAGGAGCGGAGACGCGAGCCAGGAGCUGAUGGUGAUCUGCCACACGCAGCCAGGAACGGCAGCCGGCACCGUGCCCACAUCCGUGCUGUCCUUCUCCGACUACAUCUCCCGGCCCGAGGACCACACCAGCGUCGUGCGCUUCGACCGGGGCCAGCGGGAGAGCACGUGCCGGGUGGUCAUCAUCGACGACUCCCUGCACGAGGAGGCCGAGACGUUCUGCGUCCUGCUGAGCGCGCCGAUGGGCGGGAGGCUCGGCCCCGAGUUCCCCGCGGCCCAGGUCACCAUCGUUCCGGACAGAGACGACGAGCCCACCUUCUUCUUCGGCGGAGCGGAGUUCUCUGUGGACGAGAGUGCGGGCAGCGUGGAGGUGCAUGUGUGGAGAUCAGGCACGGACCUCUCCAGGCGCUCCAGCGUCACCGUCAGGUCGCGGAAGGCAGAGCCUCCCUCUGCGGACGCUGGAACAGACUAUGUGGGCAUCAGUCAGAACUUGGAUUUUGCACCCGGGGUCAACGUGCAGACGGUUCGCGUUUCCAUUCUGGAUGAUCUGGGACAGCCGGUGCUGGAGGGAGUGGAGAAAUUUGAGCUGGUGCUUCGUAUGCCAGUGAACGCUGCCCUCCGAGAGCCCAGCAAGGCCACGGUGUCCAUAAAUGACUCGGCUUCGGACUUGCCUAAGAUGCAGUUUAAAGAGCGCGAGUAUACUGGCAACGAAGACGACGGGCAGGUGACCGCGACAAUCCGCAGGACCGGAGACACCCAGUACGGCUCGUCCGUGAGGUGCUACACGCGCCAGGCCUCCGCGCAGGUGAUGGCCGACUUCAGGGAGCGCUCCAACACCGACCUGUCCGUCGUCACCUUCCUCCCUGGUGAGACGGAGAAGCCAUGUGUCCUUGAGCUGGUGGACGACGAGCUGUAUGAGGAGGGCGAGGAGCUGCGCCUGGUGCUGGGCUCCCCGCAGGGCAGCUCUCCCUUCGGGGCGGCCGUCGGCGAGCAGAACGAAACUCUGAUAAGGAUCCGGGAUGACGCUGACAGGCCUGUUAUUAAAUUCGGAGAAACCAAAUUUAGUGUCCGCGAACCCAAAGAACCAGGCCAGUCGGUGGUUAUCAGAAUCCCGGUGAUCCGCCAGGGAGACACUUCGAAGGCGUCCGUCGUGCGAGUUCACACCAAGGACGGCUCGGCCACCUCUGGGGAAGACUAUCUCCCCGUGUCGGAAGAAAUUGAGUUUAAGGAAGGAGAGAGGCAGCACGUGGUCGAGAUCGACGUGGUCUUCGAUGGCCUGGGGGAGAUGAGGGAGGUCUUCUCCGUCCACCUCGCUCCUGACGACAGCACGGUGGCGGACACGCAGGUGACAAAAGCCGUGGUGUACAUAGAGGAAGCGGACAGCAUGGCAGACGUCACCUUUCCUUCCGUCCCUGAAGUCGUGUCCCUGCUGAUGUACGACGACAUUUCCAGGGCGAAAGCCGGGGCGGGGCCCGUGCCGGGGUACCCCGUUGUCUGCAUCACGGCCUGCAACCCCAGGCACUCGGGCUACGGCAAGACGGGCGCCAUCUGCGCCAGCGAGCGCAUCGACGACACGCUGAGCCGGUUCCGCUGGCUGGUCAGUGCGCCCACAGGCCCCGACGGCGUCAGCAGCCCGCUGCGGGAGGUGGACUUCGACACUUUCUUCACCUCGUCCAAGGCGAUGGCCCUGGACUCCAUCUACUUCCAGCCAGGCUCCCGGGUGCAGUGCGCGGCGCGGGCCGUCACGGCCGGAGGCAACGAGGGCCUGGAGCUCCUGAGCCCCGUGGUGACCGUCAGCAGGGAGGGAGGUCUCUGCCACCCGCGCGUGCCGGGGGCCGUGGGAGCCGAGCCGUUCUCAGCCCGGCUGCGCUACACGGGCCCCGAGGACGCGGAACAUGCCAACCUGGUCAAGCUGACCGUCGCGAUGCCGCACAUCGACGGGAUGCUCCCCGUGGUCUCCACGCGCGAGCUCUCCAACUUCGAGCUGACCCUCAGCCCGGACGGCACCCGAGUCGGCCACCACAGGUGCUCCAACCUGCUGGAUUACACCGAGGUGCCGACUCGCCACGGCUUCCUGACCAACGCCACCGGGAGCCCCGGGACGGCUGGAGAGACGCACCCGCACCAGCACAGCUCUGUCCGGGGCGCCAGUGCCCUGCGCUUCUACCGCAACCUGCACCUCGAGGCCUGCCUGUGGGAGUUCGUCAGCUACUACGACAUGUCCGAGCUCCUCGCCGACUGCGGUGGCACCAUCAGGACAGAUGGACAGGUCCUAAACCUGGUGCAGUCCUACGUGACUCUCCGCCUCCCCCUCUUCGUGUCCUACGUGUUCCACUCCCCCGUGGGGGCGGGAGGGUGGCAGCACUUCGACCUGAAGUCCGAGCUCCGGCUGACGUUCGUGUACGACACGGCCGUCCUGUGGCACGAGGGGGUCGGCAGCCCCCCGGGAGCUGAACUCCAAGGUUCUCUGCACCCGACCAGCAUGCGCAUCAGCGACGAAGGCCGCCUCGUCGUGAACUUCAAGACCCAGGCGCGGUUCCACGGCGUGUUUGUGCUCUCCCACCCCGCGUCCCCCAGGAGCUCGGCGGUCGUGUCGGCCGAUCACCCGGACCUGACCUUCUCCCUGCGCCUCCUGCGGAGCGAGCCCACCUACAGCCAGCCGGAGCAGCAGUGGAGCUUCGUGUCCGACUUCGCGGUGCGAGACUACUCAGGGUCCUACCUCAUAAAGCUGCUGCCGUGCACCGUCCCCUCGAGUCAGGGGUACCGCCUGCCCGUCAGCUGCAGCCCCAGGGAGCCCCUCACCUUCGACCUGGACAUCCGCUUCCAGCAGGUCAGUGAUCCAGUAGCCACUGAGUUUAGCCUCAAUACCCAGAUGUACCUGCUGUCCAAGAAGAGCCUGUGGCUGUCCGAUGGAUCCAUGGGAUUUGGGCAGGAGAGCGACGCUGCUUUUGCGGAAGGGGACGUCAUCUACGGCCGCGUCAUGGUGGACCCCGUGCAGAGCCUCGGCGAUGCCUUUCUCUGCAGCAUCGAGAAGGUGUUCCUGUGCACGGGGGCCGACGGCUACGUCCCCAAGUACAGGCCGGAGGGGGCCGAGUACGGCUGCCUGGCUGACUCCCCUACGCUCUUGCACAGAUUCAAAAUCGUGGACAAAGCUCAGCCGGAGACACAGGCCACCAGCUUUGGGAACAUCCUGUUCAACGCCCAGCUGGCCGUGGACGACCCCGAGGCCGUUCUCCUCGUGAACCAGCCGGGGUCCGACGGGUUCAGGGUUGACUCGGCACCGCUGUUCCAGGUGUCCCUCGGCCGAGAGUGGUACAUACACACGAUCUACACGGUGAGAGCCAAGGACGGUGCCAGCCGCAGCCUCGGCAAACGGAGCCUGGGGUCCCGGCUCCACUCCGUGGUGGGCCCCGGGAGCCGGCAGAAAAGGGGGGCCGGGGUCGCACCCCCACUGGCCUGGGGAAUCGGCGCGGAGCACAGCCGAGGCACUAACAUCCGGCACGUGGCCCUGGCUCACCCCGGUGGGAAGCCGGACCCCCAAGGCGGAGAACCCCUGGACGGUGCCCGGCCCCACGAGCCUGGCGGCCCCCGCUCGGAGGCCGGCCUGGUGGCUGUCGUCGCCGGCGUGGCGGGCAGCGUCCUGGCUGUCUGCGUCACCGUCCUUGCCAUGACGCUGUGCAAGAGCCGCGGGCCGUCUGGAAGGAAGGGCCCCGUGGGGGACGCGGGCAGCAGCGAGCCCAUGAUGGCCCCCACCGGCCACGGCUGCGACAGCUCCGAGGUUUGAUGCCUGCGGGAUGCGGCGCUGUCCUCAGGGCUCAGAACAGACCCCACAGGCCCCGAGUGCUUCAGCUAAACGGCACGUGCCCGGGGACAGCCGCGGAGGCACCCCUCGAGUCCCGGCUGCACUGACGGACUUGGAUUUUGAGUUCCGGCCGCUCUUUCAUGCACCAAAGGACAAAUUCUGGCCCGAAGGCAGCAAUGAUGUGUUCACAUUGCACAGAGCCACGAAGAUCAAGACAUCUUCUCAUCGCCAGCGUUUUCUCCACGGUGGAAAUGAGCCGCCCCAGGUGCUAACAGACGCUCUUGCUGUAUUGGCGUGAGCUAUGAAGGUGCAAUUAUGACAUUGUUUAUUCAUUUUCUAAUGGUUUAUUACUAGAAACGUAGGCUAGCAGAACGAUCAGCGCGUUGCUCACUGUGACAGGUUUCUAAGAGAUGAAACGGCGUGGAACCACGACCAGGGGACGUUCACCCACAAGCCCCCUUGUCCACCAGCUGGAGAGACGGGAAGGCAGCUCCCGAACCAGCGUUGGAUUUGUUCCAGUCCCUCCUUGUGUUAUCUGCUUAUUUAAUUUUAUAUUAAACCAAAGAAUGCGUUGGGUCUGGGAGAGACUUGCAGAGAGGCUGCUGUCUCGGCACGUGGCGAGUGACGGUGCAGUCACUCCUGGGACCCUCCUCACUGCUGUGCGACCUCCGUGGGAGACGACAGUUCACUGUCAAAGCUGGGGUCACCGUUACAAGACAGGGCCUCCUAAGGACAGUGCCUGGAAGACGUGUGCAGUGCUGAGCCCAUAAGUGAUGAGAAGAAACACCACCGCAGACGACGAGGGCAGAAGGUGACCUUUAUUAGCGUAAAACCCCAUGCCCGAGUGCCUCUUCUACACACUUUACAGAAUGAAGGGAGGCCGUGGGGGGCAGCCUGCAGGGGAGUGUGCCCGCGCAGCCGUGUCCAGGGCCCAGAGCCGUCGGGCGCCUCAGUGCCAAUCAGCGUCUGGCCAAACCACCGAGUCUCCGCAGCGUCGUUCCAGAGACAGCCUCGGGCCGGCACCCUUGGCCUCGUUCUCCCUGAUCUGGGAAGGACGCAUCAUCCUCUGCAUCCCCAGCUCAGUCCCUUUUAUUACCUGAAAUGCAGCCCGUGCCCCUGCUUACCAUUCACCCCACAAAGCCAAGGAGAGCGAGGGGCUCGCUCGGCAACCCCCUGCCCUUCCGCAGAAGGGUGCUUUCCACCCCGGCAGACACCCAAGAUAGAAAGGGAAAUUUCAGGACUGGAUGACCAGUCUUCCAAGAGCUGGUAAAUGUAUCUUGAGGAAGAUCAGGCCAGGAGAGAAAGAACGAUGCCCAAGGAUGAGCCUCCCGGGCUGCCCGGGCCUUCACGUCCAGCCAUAACCAGCCAAGCUGGGCGUCCCGGUGGAACGGAGACUUUCAGAAGCAAAAUUUCUCAGGUCACACAUACACAUCUCACCUGGUGUUUAUAAGUUCCAGCCCUCUCUUGGUUGAGGAAAGGAAGUGACACUGCUCUGGGAGAGAGGCGAAAGGAGUCCAGACUUCCCUGUUUUCACCUUCAAAGUCUUCCAGAGGGUAGAGCUGACGGAAGUGCCCUUCCCCUGGGGAAUUUCCAAAGAUCACCUGCAUCUCAAAGGGCCCUCACAGGACCUACAGGAAGAGAGUACAGCCCUGGAGUUCAUUUAGCAAAAUAAAUUGUGAUGGUUUCUUAAUUAUUCCCCUUUCUUUUGCUUUAUCUUGGGGCAGUUGCUUGGCUGCGUCUUGGGCUGCCUCGUAGUUUGUGUGGGAUGAGCCUGGGCUAAGUGGCUUCAAAUAGCACACGGGCUUCUUACCGCUCGGCGCUGAGGUCCGUGUAUGUCACGUGUUGGAGACACGCAGAGCCCAGAGCUGGGGGUUCUAGGGGUGCCUGUCUGCACGGGUUUGCCAGAGAAAUUGCGGGGCCACCGUAGUCAGUGCUGAGCCUU